This is a messenger RNA of Carassius carassius (crucian carp), 714 nucleotides long. RefSeq lists its product as uncharacterized. The transcript has 2 exons. The record is from RefSeq and is a predicted model, not a curated record. The coding region runs from base 161 to 688 and encodes 175 amino acids. Lineage: Eukaryota; Metazoa; Chordata; Actinopteri; Cypriniformes; Cyprinidae.
UCUUAUAGGGUGAAAAAUUGCAGCAGAAAACAUAGCUCUCAAACUAAGAGCCCACAUACUCUGAACAGACUCUACAAGCACACAGUUUGUCCCAAAAUAUCCACUGCCUCCUCAAGACAUUCCUCACCCACGUUCUGCUGACUCAUUCAGACUUUAUCCAAUGAUGACAAAUCAUUUCAGCCUUUUGAUUGCCAUCUUGGUCAUCGCCAUACAAACAUUAAACACUGAAGAAGAGCUGAAGGAGACUGGAUUUGGAUAUCCACCUCCCCGACAUGGACUUGCCUUAAUAAAGUGGUAUGUGAAAACGUGCAUUGACAAUAACAUGGUGGCUCUCUGUAACCCUGUGACUGGACAGUUUGGGUUCCAUGAAUUCCAUAACAGCGGGUUCCUGCUCCCUCCACUGAAGGACAAAAGCACGUAUAUGUACUUCACCAUAGGAAACCUUCACUACCCACACUCUGAAGAUCUUCCCUAUGAAGUAAGGAAAUAUUAUGAUCCACAUAACAAAAUGAGCAACAUGGACAGGGUCAUUGUGAAGCUCAACAGGAACAAGAACAAAAUCGAGGAGAUCUACAUAUCAGAGCACUAUACACCUCAAAGAACUUUUCAGUUAGGAGCCUCUCUCAUCAGUGACUUAAGACAGUUGCAGAACUCUCAAAACAUUUCACAUAAGAUCUUCGAUUAUUAAAAUGAAAUAAAAAUCCUGUAUUACCA